Messenger RNA from Schistosoma margrebowiei, 2999 nucleotides. The record is from the annotation of a GenBank genome assembly. NCBI's taxonomy places the organism in Eukaryota, Metazoa, Platyhelminthes, Trematoda, Strigeidida, Schistosomatidae.
AUGAGGCAGCAUAGAAACUUUAGAAAUACUGGCAAACGAGCAGCUCAAGAAGAAGGUUCAGGUGAUAAAGUAAACAUUUCACAAGAAGAACAAGCUAUCAAAGAGCGCUACUUGGGUCAGAAGCGUCUGACUAAGCGUCGACCGAGGCGACUUAAUGAGAGGAAAUUUGUAUUUGACUGGGAUGUCGCCGAUGAUACUAGCCAGGAUUACAACCCACUUUACAAAGAAAAGCAUCAAAUCCAGUUUUUUGGCCGUGGACAUAUUGGUGGUAUUGAUAUUAAGCAACAAAAAAAAGAAAUUGGACGCUUUUACUCAAAGCUGUUAGAAAGCCGCCGUUCUGACACCCAGAAAGUUCAAGAAAAGAAACGUCUAAGUGGUGUCGCAAAGCGUGAAGCUAAGCAGAAAUGGGAUGACAGGCACUGGACAGAAAAAGCCCUUGAUCAGAUGACUGAACGUGACUGGCGAAUCUUUCGCGAAGAUUUUAAUAUAUCUACCAAGGGAGGUAACAUUCCAAACCCCCUCAGGUCUUGGGCGGAAAUGAAUGUUGCUGAUGAACUUAAGGAUGUAAUUAAAAAGGUUGGUUAUCCUGAACCAACACCAAUUCAACGCCAAGCAAUACCAAUAGGUCUGCAAAACCGUGAUAUUAUUGGUGUUGCAGAAACAGGUUCAGGGAAAACAGCAGCUUUCCUUAUACCCUUGUUGAAUUGGAUUCAGCGACUUCCAAAACUGGAGAGACUUGAGGACACAGAGCAAGGACCAUAUGCUAUUAUUAUGGCUCCUACUAGAGAGUUGGCACAGCAAAUUGAGGAAGAAACAGUGAAAUUCGGUCGACCACUGGGGAUCAAAACUGUUUCGUUAAUUGGUGGCCUCUCGCGUGAAGAUCAAGCAUUAAAGCUCCGAAUGGGCGCCGAAAUAGUUAUUGGUACUCCUGGCCGUUUAAAUGAUGUCCUAGAAAACCGGUAUAUGGUACUCAACCAAUGUACUUACAUCGUUUUGGAUGAAGCUGAUAAAAUGAUUGAUAUGGGUUUCGAACCUGAAGUCAACAAUAUUCUCACAUAUUUACCAGUUACAAAUGAAAAACCUGAUAAUGAAGAUGCUGAGGAUGAUUCGAAGCUAUUAAGCAAUUUCGCAACAAAACAUAAGUAUCGUCAGACUGUCAUGUUCACAGCCACCAUGCCUCCAGCAGUUGAACGUCUUGCUCGUUCCUAUUUAAGGCGACCUGCAAUGGUGUAUAUUGGAAGUGCUGGUAAACCCACAGAACGAGUGGAACAGAUUGUUUAUAUGGUUUCAGAACAAGAGAAGAGGAGAAAACUAUUAGAAAUACUUGCUGCAGGACUUGAUCCACCUGUAAUCAUUUUUGUCAAUCAGAAAAAAGGCGCAGAUGUACUUGCUAAAGGACUAGAAAAACUUGGAUACAGUGCUGUUGUUCUACAUGGUGGCAAAGGACAGGAACAAAGAGAAUAUGCCUUGGCAAGUUUAAAGUCUGGUCAAAAGGAGAUCUUAGUUGCAACUGAUGUUGCCGGUCGUGGUAUUGAUAUCAAAGAUGUGUCAAUGGUUAUAAACUAUGACAUGUCUAAAACUAUUGAUGAAUAUGUACAUCGUAUUGGGCGUACUGGACGUGCUGGUAAAUCUGGUAUUGCAAUCUCACUACUUACGAAAGAAGAUGCUCCUGUAUUUUAUGAUCUAAAACAAUUAUUAAUUCAAUCUCCUGUGUCAACGUGUCCUCACGAACUUGCCAAUCAUCCGGAUGCUCAAACAAAGCCAGUGAUCAUAGUUUUCAGUUGUGAACAUCAGUCACCUAUCAUAAUAGUGAACACAUGGCCAUUUUCAAAUGCAACCGAUGCUGGAUGGAAUAUCCUUAGUCCAUCGAAUUCCAAAAUAUGUGGUUCAUCAAUAGAUGCUGUCGUUGCUGCAUGUACAAAUGCAGAAGAUGAUCCAGAUAUUGAAAGUGUCGGUUAUGGUUGUUCACCUGAUGAAAACGGACACACUUUAUUAGACGCAAUGGUGAUGGAUGGUAAAACAAUGGAGGCUGGUGCGGUAGCAUCAAUGCCUGAUAUUCGACAAGCAUCCCAAGUGGCACGUGAUGUCUUAUUAAGCACCAAACAUACAUUACUUGUUGGGCCACUUGCAGCAGAAUUCGCAAAGUCAAGAGGAUAUAAACCAACUUCGUUAGAUACGCCUAAAUCACAUGAUUUAUGGCUAAAAUGGAAAAACAAUAAUUGCCAACCAAAUUUUCGUAAAUCAUCAAAUUGGAUUCCAGAUCCUAAAAUAUCAUGUGGACCAUAUAGACGGAACGUUUCUGAUGUUAAUUUGCUUGAAUCGAGUGAUCAACGUGUCAACAAAUUAGAUAUCAAUAAUCAUGAUACAAUUGGUGUGAUUGCUUUGGAUGCUUAUGGUUCAAUGGCUGUCGGUACAUCAACCAGUGGGUCAACAUAUAAAAUUCCUGGACGUGUUGGAGAUUCACCUAUUCCUGGAGCUGGUGGUUACGUCGUGAAUAAUAUUGGUGGUGCUGUUGCUACUGGUGAUGGAGAUCUUAUGAUGCGCUACCUAUUGAGUUUUCAAGUCGUUGACUACCUUCGUCAAGGAAUUGGUCCAAAUGAAGCUUGUAAAAGAGCUUUGCAAAGCGUGAGAUCGCCAAAAAAAUGGUAUGGAGCUUUAGUCGCUCUUACAAGUCAAGGUGAACAUGGGUCAGCUUGUGUAGGAUUCGCUAAUUUCAAGUACAGUGUUCGAGCUUCGUGGAUUGGUAAUCAAACUAAAAUAAUUGCUGUACCUUGUAUUGAAUUAAAUGAAUUAUGAACAAAUAUUUUCACAUGAAUGACUAUUUAAUUGAUUGGCUUAUUUUUUUUCAAAUCAAUGUAUUUCAAGCUUUCUUUCCCUGUAAUUUGUGAUACAAAGUUACUUUAGAAUAAAAAAGGGUUUUCUUUUAAUUAAUAAUGGAAGAGACAAUAGUGACUAUGCAAUAUGAAAUGUAACAACAAUGAUUCAUGAAUAAUGCAUCC